Messenger RNA from Heterostelium album PN500, 855 nucleotides. RefSeq lists its product as uncharacterized. Bases 1 to 855 code for a protein of 284 amino acids. The record is from RefSeq and is a predicted model, not a curated record. The transcript is spliced from 3 exons. NCBI's taxonomy places the organism in Eukaryota, Evosea, Eumycetozoa, Acytosteliales, Acytosteliaceae.
AUGGGUGUACAAAUGCCCCCAAUGAUGUACUUUGGUGCACCUGGCUAUGUUCCAACACAUAUGCCAGCCUAUCCAUAUGUUCCACAGGCUCAAAAACAUCAAAGACAGAACAAGAACAGAUCAUAUAGUCAUAGUCAUUAUCCCUAUCAGAACACCUAUCCAAACGGCGCUCUCGAUACAGUAGUUGAUAUGAACCAGAACAAUAUGAUGUCCUCGGGUAGUGUCAUCACAACAACGGCAACUCUGCAGCCGCAACCAAUGUACAUCACGCAACCACUCGUCUAUAAUCAGCAACGUGUGCCUCGUAAGCGAUCUUCCAGCGAGAGCAACAACUCCACCAAACGAUCGAGCAACGCAAAUGGCUACUACGACAAACAACACCACUACCACCACUAUUCGCCAUCAUCUCAUCACAAUCACUCGCCUUCACAACAGACCGACACAAACAAUUCACACAACGGGCAACUCAAUAAUCAGCCAUUUGUCCCGAGAUUCUUUACCGAUCUCGACAAGGAAAUGCCAGAGCUAAUGAAGAAAUAUCUGGGUUGUGACGACGCCGCCUACGAAAACAGACACCAGAAAUCCUCAAUAUACCCAACUUUGAAGGAGUACCUCAAAGACUUUAGUUUACACAAUGAAGAGAGAAAGAAACAAAUCGAUAAAUCUCAAAAAACAAGAUGGCAAGAAAUUGCCGAAAAACUUUUUACAAUAAGUUGGCAAGAAUUUAGAGAAAAUGGUUUCGACUCUAAUAAAUCUUCUCAUAGAACAGAAUUGUUAAAGAUGAGAGAUAAGGCAAUCUCUACUGGAGAGAAAGAAAUGGAACAAAUUAUUUCAAACUACCUAUACAGUGGAUAG